CAGUCACCCCAUUCCACAAAAACAUCAAUUCCCAAAGUUCUAUUUCUUCGUUCUCGUUCCCUUUGUUAUCACGUCAACCAUGUCUGCAAUUCCUCCAUCGGGCUCACAAAACUCUUCGGGUUUCCAUGAUUUCUUGCCCGUGAUGGCCAACAAGCUCGGAGGGGAUGGUCUGAUAGGGGAGCUCUGCAAUGGGUUCAGCCUGUUGAUGGACAGUGAGAAAGGGGUCAUCACUUUUGAUAGCUUGAAUUCGGCGCUUUUGGGGUUACGGGGCUUGACGGAUGAUGAUUUGAGGUCUAUGAUGAAAGAAGGUGACUUCGAUGGCGACGGUGCGCUCAACCAGAUGGAGUUUUGUGUGUUGAUGUUCAGGUUGAGCCCUGAGUUGAUGGAAGCGUCUCGGUUUUUGUUAAAGGAGGCUUUCGAACAUGAAUUCAAGGAUUUUCAUUGAUACCUUUUGGUACUUCUUAGUUUCUUGUUUCAUCCUAUAUUUGUCUUUCUAAUUAAAUUGUUGAAUAUACAGAAAGAAUAGUAAAAAAAUGAAAUUUUUUU
Molecule: messenger RNA, 546 nt
Organism: Hibiscus syriacus
Lineage: Eukaryota; Viridiplantae; Streptophyta; Magnoliopsida; Malvales; Malvaceae
Product: calcium-binding protein KRP1-like
Exons: 1
Coding region: 80-445 (121 amino acids)
Molecular function (GO): calcium ion binding
Source: RefSeq, a predicted model, not a curated record